Zychaea mexicana is the source of this 1120-nucleotide messenger RNA. Its product is annotated as HotDog domain-containing protein. The transcript is spliced from 5 exons. Gene Ontology annotation, cellular component: peroxisome. The coding region runs from base 79 to 1017 and encodes 312 amino acids. The record is from RefSeq and is a predicted model, not a curated record. Lineage: Eukaryota; Fungi; Mucoromycota; Mucoromycetes; Mucorales; Lichtheimiaceae.
CCACAGUUUUCUUUCUUCCUCUUUCUUUUUUUCCUUUUCUCUUUACACACUUUGUCACCCUCUCAUACCGAAUUUAUUAUGCCUGUCGAAGGAUUCAAGCCAGAUCUAUCUAAAGCCGUCGGCCACGUUAGCUCCCCUGAUAUUGUGGCAUGCACUCGACGCGAUUUUCUAUUGUAUGCACUUUCGAUCGGCAUUCCAGAAGAAGAACUUCAAUGGCUGUACGAGUUGGACUUGGAUUUUGGUCCUUUCCCCACUUACCCAGUAUCAUUGCUUCUCAAGGACGCUGGCUGGGACGUCAAUUCAUUCGUCGAGCGCUGGCAAGCCGGCGGGUCGGUGCCUGGCAUGCCUUGGUACGAUCCAAACAAGAUCGUGCAUGGUGAGCAGACGGUUGAAGUGAUCAAUCCUUUCCCUGUCGAAGGUGGUCGUUUCCGCUCCACGAAAACUGUACGCGGCGUCUAUGAUAAAGGAUCGGGCAUGUUGCUUGACACUGUGGUGGAUCUCUAUGGUGAGACCGAUAAUGUACACUACUAUCGCUUGUCGCUCGGCAUGUUUGUUCGCGACUAUGGAGGUUGGGGUGGACCCAAGGGACCUACACCUGCAAGCUACGCUCCACCUAACCGACCAGCAGACGCAACUGACAUUUUCACCACCACUAAAAGCCAGGCCCUCAUCUUCCGUUUGAAUGGAGACUUUAACCCACUCCACGCUGACCCAAACAUUGCUCAGGCCGUCGGAUUCCCACGACCCAUUCUCCACGGUCUAUGCUCGUACGGCAAAGCUGCACAUUCCGUCUUGAAGAGCUUUGGUGACAAUGAUCGCCUUCGCUUCAAAUCGAUCCAUGCUCGUUUCGCUAAACCCGUCCUGCCAGGUGAAACUGUGACCAUAUCCAUGUGGAAGGUGCCUGGUCCUGAGCCAAAGACGGAUGGCGUAGUAUUUGUUGCCAAGGUUGGCGAGCGUGUCGUUCUCUCCAACGGUUUUGCUGUCUUGUACAAAGAGCCUCAAGAAUCCAAGCUGUAAAAGAAGCUGAUAUGCAAGAUAUAUACCACUGUCUAUUAUCUUUUAUGAUGCAAAAUUAAUAAGAAAAAGAGAAAAAGAAAAAAAAACAACAAGUUAAGCGAUA